Colletotrichum gloeosporioides is the source of this 810-nucleotide messenger RNA. RefSeq names its product Protein csh3. Bases 1 to 810 code for a protein of 269 amino acids. Gene Ontology annotation, molecular function: protein binding. Lineage: Eukaryota; Fungi; Ascomycota; Sordariomycetes; Glomerellales; Glomerellaceae. Gene Ontology annotation, cellular component: ESCRT-0 complex. The transcript has 2 exons. Gene Ontology annotation, biological process: protein transport to vacuole involved in ubiquitin-dependent protein catabolic process via the multivesicular body sorting pathway. The record is from RefSeq and is a predicted model, not a curated record.
AUGGACAGACAGACAAUCAUCGAGACCAACCGGUCGCUGCGCACCAUCAAGAAUGAACUCGAGAACCUCCUCGAGAAGGGCGUAAUCACCGAAGAAACCUACGACAACAUCCACGCCACCCUUCCCUCCGAGACCCCUCUCCACGGCGCUGCUUCCCGUGCCGCUCCCAACGCCUCUACUCCCGUCCAGAACAACCCAACUGCUCCCCCGACCAACGCCAUGGCCGCUCUCAAUGUCCAGCCGACCGCCUCCCCGGCGCCGCCUUCUUACAACCAGACCGGCCCCCCGUCGCUCCCCUCCCGCACUCCGGAGAAGCCUAUCCUUGCGCACGCCCGCGCGCUGUACCGUUACGCAGGUGCCGAUGCCCGCGAUGUCGCAUUCGAGCGGGACGACCGCAUCGCCAUACACGAGUACAUGAACCAGGACUGGUGGAUGGGCAAGAACCUGCGCACCGGCCAGGAGGGUAUCUUUCCCAAAACAUACGUCCUUGUCGAGCAGGACUCGGCCAAGGGUGCCUUCGCCCCUCAGCCUUAUGCUCCUCCGCAGGCCCAGUGGGCUCCUCAGCAGCCGCAAUACGCCCCUCAGCAGCCGGUCUACGGACAGCCGCCGCAAGGCCCGCCGCCUCAGCAGAACCCGUACAAUGCCGAUGCGCCGCCCGCGGCUGUUGCCAACGAGCAGACCAACACCGAGGGCAGCGGUGGUGGCAAGGCCGGCGAGAUGGGCAAGAAGUUUGGCAAGAAGCUCGGUAACGCGGCCAUCUUUGGUGCUGGUGCAACCAUCGGUUCCAACAUCGUCAACAGCAUCUUCUAG